Molecule: messenger RNA, 1185 nt
Organism: Penicillium griseofulvum
Lineage: Eukaryota; Fungi; Ascomycota; Eurotiomycetes; Eurotiales; Aspergillaceae
Exons: 1
Coding region: 1-1185 (394 amino acids)
Source: RefSeq, a predicted model, not a curated record
AUGCUUCUCGAACCCAUCGAUUCCGCCUUCUCCCCGGCCCGCUCUCUCUUCAAGCGUUGCAAGCAGUGUGAGACCUCAUCCCCCGCUUGUCCCGCGUGUCCCGAUGGAUCAAUAUGUACCAUGACCGCCCCGAGCUGUGAUGAAUGUGCGACCACAAAGUGCGUUUCAACGGGCUCCAAAUCCUCGGGUUCUGGGGGCUCAGACACUGGCGCGAUUGCCGGUGGGGUUAUUGGCGGUGUGGCUGCCAUCGCCCUUAUUGUAUUCUUGGUCUGGUGGUUCGUCAUCCGAAAGAAGCGCCUGGAGCGCCAGGAGGCAGAGAAGAAUGGUUCAUUCGGAGCGGCUCGCAGUGAACGCCAGUCCAUUGCCUCAACAGUCCUAACCCGAGCCUCCAACGUCAUCCAAAUCGCCUACAUUCCUGGUGUCACCAACCGCUCCCCGCCGCAGACCCCAUCCUCCCUCAUGCCUCCUGUUCCACCGCUUCCUGGUGCGACCCCUGAUCAGCACUUCUUUAUGCCCGGUGACCUACGUGACUCGUCAUGGACAACCACUACCGGCCACCAGAGUAUCUCUCCUACUCUACGCAGCAGUGUGGCUACUACCAUCUACCGUAACGAUGCCAUUGUCAGCGCCAUGCCUGCGCAGCAGAUUCAGCGGACUCGUGCAGCUGUAGUGAGCAUCCACAACGGAGGGGCUGGAUCCAAUGCCCCUGGAGAUGACUCGCCCGUUUCUGUCACGGUUACUCCGGCGGACGCACCUGCCGUCCCGGCCAUUACUCCGGCGCAACUUGCCCGGGCGGAGGCUGUCAAGGGCAAUAGUUCAUGUGUGGCUCGCAGUGUAACGGCCAAGCCGGUGAUGGUGCGUGGUCCGUCGGUGAAGAAGAAGCAAACCAAUAACGCACCCGCUGUCGACCAGGUCGAAGAGCUACCUGAUAACAGUAAAAGCGACACAACCCGGGCAGUGUCGGCCACAAACAGCGACCAGUUCAAUCAUAAUGUUUCCACAUUUGAUGGGUCCUCAUCUGGCGAAGAUGACACAAAUCCGUCAUCCACCAACCUGGAAACUGGAUUGUCGCAUGGCCAGACCGACUCACGUCGAGCUUCCGGCUUGAGCGACAGACGCAGCUCCACUCGGACACCACCCAGUCGGGUAGAAAGUCCAUUUUCGGAUGCGAAUGAGGUGAAAUGA